GGUACCCUGGAGGAUGGUCGGAUCAUCGACUCCUCCCUGAGCAGGGACCCACUCCAGGUGGAGUUGGGCAAGCGUCAAGUCAUUCCAGGUGAGGCACUGACAGUCUCACUAUGCAGGGAGAAGCGAAGAGCCAUCAUCCCCCCUCACCUGGCCUACGGCAAGAGGGGCUCUCCCCCCAGCAUCCCAGGUGACGCGGUGCUGCGGUUCGAGGUGGAGCUGGUGGGGCUGUCCCGGCCCACCUACUGGCAGAAGGUGGUGAACGAGGUGGUGCCCCUGCUGUGCCUGGGGCUGGUGCCAGCGCUGCUGGGGCUCAUCGGCCUCCACCUGUACCGCAAGGCCAACAGCCCCAAACUCUCCAAGAAAAAGCUGAAGGAGGAGAAAAAGAACAAAGCCAAAAAGAAAUAA
Messenger RNA from Acanthisitta chloris (rifleman), 405 nucleotides. RefSeq names its product FK506 binding protein 11, 19 kDa (gene FKBP11). The transcript is spliced from 3 exons. The annotation marks the transcript as partial. Gene Ontology annotation, molecular function: peptidyl-prolyl cis-trans isomerase activity. NCBI's taxonomy places the organism in Eukaryota, Metazoa, Chordata, Aves, Passeriformes, Acanthisittidae. Gene Ontology annotation, biological process: protein peptidyl-prolyl isomerization. The record is from RefSeq and is a predicted model, not a curated record.